UUAUAUUUUUCGAAUUGCAUUUGGGAUGUAGCCUACGGCAUUGUCAGAAGGCCUAGGGUAUCCUCGCGGUCUUUCACCUUGGCUGUUAAUCAAAUCUCGAAAUAGGACACAUCUUUUAACAGUGGUGCUUUCGACUACCUCUUUUGAAACGUUUCCAGGGUCCGUCUUUUGACUCUACAUGGGGCACGCGCGGACACGCGUGACUAUGCGCCCCGCAUGUCUUUGGGCAAGUUCAGGAUCACGUCCGAGUCACUCGCUAAACAGCAAAACUACACAGCCAGGUGGUCUUGGGUGGUGAUUUCCGGAAGAGUGGGUCGUCUCUGGUGGUCUGACGGAAAAACCAAGACAGAUGGAGCGUCUAUGACGUCUGAUUGGCGUUAGAGCAAACGUCACAGCGCAAGUUUCCCGCCGUUUUUAUUAUCUGGGAAAACACCUGGCCCGACUAUCUGAGGACAUAUCCAAGGCUGAAUCAUUAUUCUAUUUUUUUAAAUACAAAUUUGACCUAUAAUAUGUUGUGAUUUAAGACAUGUAGUAAAUUGUACGACAAAUGUCACGUAUCGUAAAAUUUGCGCCAUGUUCAAUCAAUACCCCGUCGCGUUGGCUUCGACAAUGGCGUGUUUUGCUGACACGAACGUGCCCCAAGCCUCUCCUGGGCCGCUAAAUGGGGACACUGGCACGACAACUCCGGCAAACUGGCUUAGGGGUACAUUCUAGUCAUGCUGAGAUCUGCCACAUGCAAAUGGUUUGGUUAUUUUGGUCUUUACUACGAAAGCUUGCUGUGUGAGCUAGACGACCUUGUUUAGUCUAGCGAUUCUCGUUUUUCGAGUGGUCUUGUCCUAUUGGGGGGCCGCGUGACUGCGGUGCUGUUUUCUUAUCUACUACCUCAGAGGGACGAACCGAACGUGUCAAGGCUCAGAAAAACACUUCGGAGAAAUUUCUUCAAGGAGGUAGAGAGACAGACACCUGUUCCGGAAUCUACGUGUCGUAUACAGCGCUCGAAUUUGCAUACUUUUUCGGGAACCAGAUGUGGCCGGGUGGUGGUCUUUACUGUUAUAAAGGUGUCGCUUGUCAGCGUGCCUUCGUUAUAACGGACUCCGGCACGUCUAUAUAAACACUGGAGAGGCGUGGGUGAGAUUGUACUAGGAGAAAAACAUACAGAGAGUGCUGGUGUAGGCGGCCGGCGCUUCAGGCUAACUUGACUCCAUUCUGCGGUCACGUCGGAAAAUACGUCAAAGGGGCGUGGUGUCAAAACAACAGGGGAAAGAACUCUGAAUGACGGACACAAUAACAGGAAAUUUACAGUUGGAGCUUUUCCCACCGAGCAGCUUCAUAGUCAAGCGGGAGGCUUGUCUGAUCACUACGGAGAUGAACGCCGUGCCAACGUGACUCCUGACCCAGAUGUAUGCAUUCACCGCCGGCUGGUAACAAAGUACAUCUCGAAAAACAAUAUUUGCCGAGAACAGUUCAGCAAACCGGCGUGAAACAAUCGGUUGGUUAGAAUCAGAAGAGAAGAAGACUUGUUUGAAGCAUGGCAGCUAGAAUUGCUCUGCUGGGCUCUUUCCUCGUGCGCGCCUGUCUGGCAGUGACGGUGCCGCCGACUGGCUCAACGCUCCACCUCGGAGUCUGUCCCCGAUUCUACGUAGACUCUCUGAGCACCUGCAACAAUAGGUGUCUAACGGACGACGACUGCCGCGAGCAGGAAAAAUGCUGCAACAACGCGUGUGGAGACAGGAGCUGUGUGACGGCGGCGGAAGAGACCGUCCCUACCACCAUGACCACAACGACUAUGGAGGACAGUUUAGCGGGGACAUGUAGAGGGUAUGACUGCAUGCAACAAGGCGCCGUGUGUACGGUGGUGGACGGCCGGCCGAAGUGCAUGUGUGAAUCUCUGUGCCCCGUCGACAAAGAGCCGAGCUUCGUGUGUGCAUCGGACGGCAUGACUUACUUCAACGAGUGUUACAUGAACGCCACGGCGUGCGAACUGGGCAAGGCGAUAAACGUGGUUCCGUGCAAGGCGGUUAUCCGUAACACCGGAGCGCCGACGUCGACGUGGACGCACGAGGUCCCGAGCAUCGUCCCGAGCCAGCCCGCCACCUCGGCUCCGAUCAUCAUAUCUGAACCUAUCAUUCACAUGGUCCGCGAGGACGACAACAUAACGUUAGAAUGCCAGGUCUCCGGCGUGCCAACGCCAAGAGUCUUCUGGCAGAAGCAAGGGGACACAAACAUUUUGAUAGGGCCGGGAAAUUCUUUCCACCACUUUGAAGUGUCUGAAAUUGGGGCAUUGACUAUCUCCUAUAUACAGAUGGAGGACCAAGGAAACUACACCUGCGUAGCGGUAAACGUGGCCGGGGACACCUCCGUCGAGUUCCCGGUAGAAGUCAUUCCAACGUCGACGCCCGAGCCAUCGACGGACGGGUCUACGUUCUCCCCGGAGGACGUCUGUUCCCUCCCGAAGGACGAAGGGUCUUGCGAAGACAGCGUCCCCAAGUGGUACUACAACCAGGAGCGACAAGUGUGCGAACGGUUCGUCUACUCGGGCUGUGGCGGCAACGACAACCGGUUCGACAGCAUCCACGAGUGCAUCAUGGCGUGCCCCGAUGUAACGGCCGCCACGUGUCGGCUCCAGGCAGCGGCCGGUCCCUGCAAGCGGUACCGAACAAGGUGGUACUACGAUAUCAGCAAGGGCGUGUGUUCCUGGUUCAUCUACGGUGGCUGCCAGGGGAACGACAACAACUUCGUGACCAUGGAUAGCUGCAACGACGCCUGCCCGUACCAUGUCGCCAACGCCUGCCACAAGUGUCCCAACCGCUACGGCAUGGUCGAGUACUACUGCAUGAGCGACUUUGCCAUCGUGGGGACAGUCUUAGAGAUAAUCGACUACAACACGGACGAGCGACCGAAGGCUGUCAUCAUGCUAGAAGAUGUCUACAAGGACAAUAUGGGCAUGUUUGAGAGCGCGGAAUCGGCCUUCGCUCUAGAGAUUAGUCUGAAUUUCACCAUGCGCCAGCCUUGUCCGUGUCCCGAACUGAAGGUGGAAGAAAAGUACAUUAUCAUGGGCACGGUACAAGACGGGUACCCAAUGGUCGAGAAGGACAGCUUCGUAAAGACAUUGAGCGAAAAGAGGAAGCAGCGCCUGAUGCACACCUCCAGGUCAACAAACGUCUGCGAAAACCUAAAGGCGUAUAAUUCGGAGGACGACAACCUGGGAGAACCAACGGCUGACGGCUCGCUGCCCCCCACCCCCACACCCCCUGACAUGGCUUCCCCACGGUCACACACGCAUAGGGAAGACACUAGUGCAGACAGGCAGGACAGGCCAGACAUUGAGGACAGUGCCGACACGGACGAGUUCUGGUAUCUUUAACUGCUGUCUGGGGACUGGGCUGUAUUAGGGCGCGGUCACAUGUAGGCCGUGCGUUCGUCGUACGAUUUUGAUGGCAUAGGAUUUUCAAGCAGGCUGUGACAGAACCAACCACAGGGAGGGAUCCAAAGCAGCCUUUUUGAGUACCAAUACAAUUGAACUUUGCACGACACGUACAUGGCUGUCCUCCAAAGUGUCCGAAGUUAGUCAUCGAUCGUACGACCAUCGCACGACCUUUGUGACCCGACACAAGAUCCGGUUUCCAACCAAAGAUUGCAUUGCUGCAUUUACCCCCUUCAUGAUCAUUGAAAAUUUACAAACAUGUACCUCAGCUUACAAAAACAGUAUUUUCCAAGGCUGCUUUCGGCUUUUCCCCUUUCAAAUCAUGGUUUGCUUGCCCUUACAAGUUUGGGUCGGAGAAACCUGUGAAGUUUUUCAGGAAUCGACCAUUUGAAAAGAAAAAGAUAUCUACCGAAUGACCAGUCAGGCGAUGGAAAAAAAACAUACUCAGUACAAAGUUUUAUUGAGACUUGUUUAACAGAAAGAAACCAAAUUAUACUCAGAAAUUCCUAGCUUGUGUUUCAUCAAUCAAUUUGUCAAUGACCGAAAACGUAAGGUGUCUUGAUCAGUAAUGUAUUUUUCAUUAGGGCAUUGCCUUGAUUCUGUGAUUUGCGUCAGGCCCCAUGGACGACGUUACUUACUGUUUUUUUCGGACCACAUGUUACCAGAGUGACACGGCAAAAUGUGCUGCCUUGGCAAACCUGCCCCGGGGUCUGUACAAAAACACAUGGUCCACUCUAACCCUUACCAGACAUCAAAUACCCAAAUCUUCAGAUCUAAAUAAAUAAAAUCUGGCUUGUGACAGAGUGGCAAUGAUCAAAGACUUUCCCAAAAAAGUCUCCCAAAGAAAUGCGGGCCGUAGGAUUGACCUUGACUUUGUUAUUUCAAACCACAUGGUGGUUCUCUACCUGAUUUACGUCCGAACCUCAAGUGUGGCCGUCCUAGAGGGAGACCGGGCUUGCACCGACUUUGAUCAAGUCCCAACAGAAAUGUGUUGGUCAUAGAAUCGGGUCAAGAAUCUCUCUAUCUGUCCAUCCAACCUUCGGGGCUUGUUAUACAAGGUGGGAACACGGGGAUCUCUCCCUGGCAGUCAGACCAUAUGCAGAGCACAAUCUUAGCCCCAACUCUUUAAGAUGGUGAUUACCCCCCCCCCCAUAAAAACAAAACAAAAUUGAAUUCACAACUGGACUAGGUUGCAUCAUUCAAAAUUAUGAUUUCAAAGACAACAAAACAUU
This is a messenger RNA of Branchiostoma floridae (Florida lancelet), 4656 nucleotides long. Its product is annotated as WAP, Kazal, immunoglobulin, Kunitz and NTR domain-containing protein 1-like. Gene Ontology annotation, cellular component: extracellular region. Gene Ontology annotation, molecular function: serine-type endopeptidase inhibitor activity; protein binding. The coding region runs from base 1529 to 3364 and encodes 611 amino acids. The record is from RefSeq and is a predicted model, not a curated record. The transcript has 3 exons. Lineage: Eukaryota; Metazoa; Chordata; Leptocardii; Amphioxiformes; Branchiostomatidae.